Molecule: messenger RNA, 609 nt
Organism: Octopus sinensis (East Asian common octopus)
Lineage: Eukaryota; Metazoa; Mollusca; Cephalopoda; Octopoda; Octopodidae
Exons: 1
Coding region: 1-609 (202 amino acids)
Source: RefSeq, a predicted model, not a curated record
AUGGAGAAGGCACAAAAAGUUGGGAGCGCUCCUGGGAGACACAGGAAAAUCCUUCCUAAUGGUGCCUUUAGAAAGCUUAUGUCUCUAUGGAGAACUAAAAAGAAGCUAACUGGAAAAACGAAAAUAAGGAUAUACAGCUCGUUCGUACUGCCAAUCCUUACCUACAACUGUGGAACCUGGGGACUCACAAAAUUGGAAAAUCAGAAACUAGACAGUUUCCAUCGAUCUCAAUUACGUGCAGCACUUAACAUCCGCUACCCGCAGAAGAUCACAAACGACAAACUAUACAAAUUAUGCAACUCAGAAAUUCUUUCGAUCGAAAUCCUGAAAUCACGAUGGAGGUUAUUUGGCCACAUUCUGCGGAUGGACGUCGCCACUCCUGCUAACAUUGCUAUGGAAACAUAUUUUAUGCAAUGCGGAGACGCAUUUCGAGGAAGACCAAGGACAACACUUCCAUCGGUGCUAAAUCAGGAUCUCAAAAUUAUUGGGAGGAAACUCGAAACUGCUGAUGAUCUCGACAACCUGAGAGAAUUGGAAAAGAGAAGAGGCACCUGGAGAAGGUUGUGGGACAGUAUUGUUGUUCACGCGGCACAAGGGAAGCUUAAUUAG